UUUUCGAUUUUUCUAACCUGGCCAGCCAUUCUCGAUAUUUUCAGUCAGUGACUCUUAAGUGACCGUUUAGUCUGGAAAUGGACCGGGGUUGGGAUUAUUGCUGCACCCACCCACCAACCAAUUUUAAAGAGUUCUCUUGCAGUGAACUCUGGCUCAAUUUGAACGCAUUUAGUUACUUGAAAUUUCUAUUUGUUUCCAUUGUUUAUGAUUUCAGGGAAUAUUCUUUGAAAAAAAUUCACAAAGUGAUUCUUAAACCAGACCCCAAGAAUGGCGAUCGUUUCUUGUUGAACCUCGAACUUGGCUUAGACAACACCGACCAAUCAUUUCGCCUGUCAGAACACGUGUAUCAGAAAAAAGGAAAUGACACCUUGUGCCUUCCUGAAGGAAUCAACUGGAAUAACAACGCUACAGUGUACUUCAUUCUCCCUGUUAAGGAGCAAGGAAACUGGGUGCAUCAUUUUAUUAAUCAGCUGACUGAUGCCAGCUUACUAACCGGUGAUACGAACUUUCACGUCAUAGUUGUUGAUUUUGAAAGUAAAGAUAUUGAUAUGGUCAAGGCGUUUAACACAUCUCUUCUCAGCAGCAGACAUACUAUUGUUUCAUUAAUGGGGAAAUUCUACAAGACUCUCGCUCUAAACAAGGCCGUUGAACAAGUCCCGAAUGCGCAUGACAUAGUUUUCCUGUUUGACCUGCAUAUUGAUGUGCCCGCAGACAUUAUGGACAGUGUUCGAAUGAACACUGUUGCUGGUCGCAUGGCUUACUUUCCUAUUGUUGGGCGUCUGGAAUGUCACAGUAAUCCCGUGGAACAUCGGGGAUUUUGGCAAGUAGAUGGCUAUGGGCUUAUGUCGAUUUAUAAAUCAGAUUGGGUCAGAUUUGGCGGAAUGAAUACAAAGGACUUCCAAACUAAAUGGGGCGGGGAAGACUGGGAUCUACUAGACCGUGUGUUGAUGUUACCGGUAGAAGUGGAACGAGUCAGACAUCCGGGACUUUAUCAUUAUUAUCACCAAAGCAAAAAGUGGAUAUAGACUGUGACAAGCUUGGUAACUGUGGACAUACAAUGAAAAGGAUCUGUUUUCGAUUUUAUGACGACCAGCAGAUCAUAACCUUCUAAUACAACACUAAGCUAACUACGAAUAAAAUACGAGAAACAGGACUGGGUACAUACAGACACUGAUACGAGUACAUACGGGAAGCAAACGUAUAUCAAAGAAAUAGCACUUCCGUGUUUCUAUCGAGUUUUAGUGUAAACUACUAGCGUUCUAUCACGAAGGC
Molecule: messenger RNA, 1272 nt
Organism: Orbicella faveolata
Lineage: Eukaryota; Metazoa; Cnidaria; Anthozoa; Scleractinia; Merulinidae
Product: beta-1,4-N-acetylgalactosaminyltransferase 3-like
Cellular component (GO): Golgi cisterna membrane
Molecular function (GO): acetylgalactosaminyltransferase activity
Source: RefSeq, a predicted model, not a curated record